Solanum tuberosum (potato) is the source of this 4098-nucleotide messenger RNA. RefSeq lists its product as uncharacterized. Lineage: Eukaryota; Viridiplantae; Streptophyta; Magnoliopsida; Solanales; Solanaceae. The record is from RefSeq and is a predicted model, not a curated record. The transcript has 4 exons. The coding region runs from base 3369 to 3872 and encodes 167 amino acids.
GACUUUCUGCUUGUGAUUCCUCUUAUUCGGAAUGUUACCCCUAUUUAGCUUAUAUAUAGGAUAUUUGAUGAUCCAUUUUCUGAUUGUCCACUUCAAUCAUUACCUAUAGAAAUUUGUCUUGAACUUCUCUUGUUAUAUUGCAAUAAAAGGUUCAUUAUUAUAGUAGUGUAGUAGGAAUAAAUGAAGGGUGGUCUGGUUUUAUAAGUUAUUGUUUAUUUUGACAGAACAAGACUGCAGCAAACUUUUGGUGUAAUAUAGGUUUAUGAGCAUUUUCUAGUAUAGGGAACUGUAGACUACCUUUUCUUUCAGAGCUAUGUCCACCCGAGAAGGAGAAAUAAUUUUAUUUUGCAAGAAGAUUUCUGUGCUAUUAGGAAAUAUAGAGAACUUUUAGUGAUAGAGAGCCUAAAUUAUUAAAUAUUUGAUUGAGAUAGAUCUAAUGGAGCAAUAUACAUUGUGAUGAUUCGUGUAGCUGACCCCACUAUAUUGGAUUGAGGUGUAUUUGUUGUCAUUAUUUUGACUGUUGGCGUUGCAAAAUUAUUAGUCAUCUUAUCUGCAUUUCUGCUGAAAGAUUCAAUUAUAAGCCAACUGAUGGAGGUUAAAGAUCCGUAAUGUUUUUGUUUGCCGUAAAUUUAUAGAUUAAGUUUUGCCUCUAAGUCUGCAGUUUCAUAAGGUGCUCAGGAGUUGAUUCUCCCUUUCACAGUGGGGAAAUCCUUUAUAUAUUUAUCUUGAUAAUGAACAUCAAGUUCAAAUAUGUGUCGUUGGGUACGUUUGUGCUGAGAAAAGAAACAUUCCGCCAGCCAAUUCUCAGAACAAUAAUGAAUCUUCCGCGAGGUAGAAGUGUGGGGAGUUGGGCAGGAACUAAGAUAAAAAUUCUAGCAAGGUUGAUCUUAGUAGUUGUAACUUGAUGAGAUCCCGGUGCAGACAUGUACUGAGAUAAUUAGUUGUCUCGAUCAUGGCUGGACAAGAUUCAUGUUGAAGUUCUGUUUCCUUUUAAUUUAUGUAUAUCUCUCUCUUUGAGAGGCAGGAUAUGCUUAAGUUUCUUGAUUAAAGGGAUUGUACAUAUUGUCCAUUGGCCACUGCUACAUUCACAAAUUUCUGACAUCAGUAUCAUUCCUACCAUUCUAACUCCACUGAUAAUGAGUUCGUGUUCAGUGUUGCUUAGCAAAGGGAACAUGUAGCAAGACACAAAAAAGAACAGCAUAAUGGUGGUUAUAAUUUCUAGUUAAUUGGUGACCAAACUGCUGAACUGAGGAUGAUGAUGUCUGUUUUAUAGUAAAUUAAGCUAGUGGUUUAGAGGUCUGGAUCGAUAGCAUACUCUCCUGACAUUUGCUCUAGGAUUUCUGAAAGUUUGCCAGGAUCAUUUUCGAAGGGCUUUAGCUCAAUUAUAGUUUCUGUAGCUCAAUUAAGGAAGAUAUUCUAAAUCCAACAAGAAUCCUAUUGAAAAAAUAGUCACUUGGGACUCUGAAAAUGAAGCAGAACAAAGUUGAUUGUGUUGCUGAUGGAAAAAAGUUUAAGUGGAUCGCUGCACUGCUUCACGACCACCACCACCAUCACCACCAUCACCAAGCAGGCUUUCUUCUAGCAGGAAAUUGUCAUUUGUGCAGAUGGCUGUGGUAAGUCUAACCAAUAAGGAGAUUGCUAAAAUAUUGGAAGCAGAAGCUCUAGACUGCGGAAAAUUACUUCCUUGGUGCCAUUUAAGGCUGCAGUCGAAAUCAGGGAAGAGAGACAAUCUCUAGGAGGUUGAUUAAUUUAGGGCUCUUGUCCUGUUUAUCAUUUGUUUAACACCUACCAGCUCAUUGGAAUUGCUUCCCCUCUAUCAAGGACUCAUCCUGUUUCUUGUCCUGAUUGAUAUCAUUGUUUUGAAUAUUCUUUCUCAAUUUUAAAGUUUAGGCAAUCAAAAGUAGUGACUAGUGAGGAAGUAGGAGAUCAGUCAAAUCAUACAAUUUAUGACUUACUGUACAACUUUUCCUUCUCAGAAUAGAAAUAACAACUAUUGAGUGCUAAACUUUCUCUGUGUAUCCUCCUAAUAAGAUUCCUUAGAAAGUCAAAUUGAUCGAGUGGGUCAAUUAUUGUUUGAAGGACAUCUAGUACUACUACUAAUACAACAACAUACUCGGUGUAAUUUUACAAGUGAGGUUAUAUGAAGGUAGAUAAAUUAUUCUGAUAGACUAUCGGUUCAAUAUGGGAUGCUUAUUAGUAUUCUAUAUCUGCCCCAUAAGCAAAAUCAAUCUACGUUGCAUUAUUUUAAUUUUCAAGUGUGCUCUCUUAUUGGCUGAUGGGCCACAAUAAAGUGGAUGAUAAAAUAUGUGCGUGGGACUAUACCGUGUUAUUUUCUCUCUCUUGAAUAUUUUAUGAAGCUGGAAGAAGAGAUGCUGAAGCUACUCUGCGUUAAAAUCAACUAUGACUGCGAUCUUUAUUGUUUUUAAUCUCCCUUUCUUCCAAAUCUAUGCACCAGUGUAAUCUGAACCGUCAAGAUGAAUCUAGAAAUUGUACCAGAUAGGAGUUUUGACUGUAAAAAUUGAGAACAUAGUUAUCCCACCUGCUACUCAUCAAGAAUGUUUGGUGUUCAUUUCUGUGAUUUCACUUCAGUGACUGCUCAAGGUUGGUUUUGGUGUUUCUGGCAAGAUGGGCUGACAAAGAAAAUUAGACUUACUGUGUGAGAGGAUAAGAUAAGAUCUCAACAUUUGAAUAGAAGAAAAUAAUCUUUUCAUGAUGUUGCGUCUUGUAAAAUUUGAAGUAGUGCAUAUUGUCCACUAUUGCCGUCAAAAGUAUCCAUCCAAUAUCAUUUUUAGCAUUGCACUUGCGAUGGAAACUAUGUUGCUUUUUGGAAAGAAACUUUUAUCACGACACACAAAAAAACAGAGACAAUGGUGGUGGUUAACUGAUAAUGCCCCACCAAAUUGCUGACAUAAGGAUAAAUGAUAAUGACAGGCCGUUUUCUAAUUUCUUAGUUAAUUAAGCAAGUGGCUUAAAGGUCUUCUAUCAAGGUCAUAUUCUAUUGUCAUUUAUUGUAAAUAUAUAUCCGCAAGUUUGCCAUAAUCAAGCAUACUCCUUCACAGUUUUCAAAGGCGUCUGUCUAGAUCAAGUAUCAGCAAUUUCUGCAGCAUAGUUUUCUGUUAUUUGCUGACUCUAUUGUAUAUCAAGCCUGUAAGUCCUCCAACAUCUAGUCCCAAAAUUGUGAUUCUAUCUUGAUUUUUGUUUGUUGGUAUGGUGCACUGGCCUGACUCUGACCAACUAGUCUAAAAUCCGUCCCUACUGAGAGGUCUCAACUUGCAGUCAUAUUGUGGUGUAGUACAUAAAUAUAUUCUUCAUCAUCUCAUAAUCUUGAAAGCUCAAACUUCUGAAUCCAGCAAGAAUCUAUUGAAAUCAUGAAGCAAAGGGAAGGUAAAAGUGUAGCUGAUGGAAAAAAGUCAAAGAAGAUGGCUCCAGCACCUCCACCACCACCACCAACGUCGAGGUUUCUUCUUAGCAGGAAAGUGACAACACCAAGCCAGACCAAACAGGAGAUUGCUAAGUAUUGGAAGCAGAAGCGCAAAACUGAAGAAGACCACUUCCUUGAUGCCAUCAAGGCUGCAGCCAGAAUCAGAGCACGCAAUCUCUCAGCGGAGGAAUACAAAUACUUCGUGUAUUCCUUGAAGGUAGAUGAUGAUGACAUGGAGAACAAAAUGGUACCUAAGAACAUCUCCGAAAUCAAUGAGAACAUGAAGGAGAAGAGAGUUGGUAUAAAGGACUGGUGGACGAAGAGCAAAUAUGCAUAUCUAAACCAGCCUGCACUGAAGUCCAUGGAACGCCACAGCUCCACUUAUAUUCCGCAACCAUAUUGCUACAAGGCUCCACCUCCACCAGUCACAAGCACUUUUGGGAUCUUCUAGGCAAUUCAUGAUGCCGUUCACGCACACAGAGUCAUAUUUCAUGUAUGUGUUGUAUAUUGUGCUUGUAUAUAUAUCAUUGUUUGUUUAAGUGUGUGAUACUCAAAAGGAAGUAUCAUAUAUAUGAUCAUUGAAAUUAUUGUAUUGGGGUUGUGAACUACUCUGAUGCACCUGUGGUGGAAACUGCUGUUAAUAAAUAAUGGUUCUAUUAUUGGAGAUACUCCAUCUA